UCGAGAGGAACAUUUUCUACAGCUCAGAAGGUCCGCCAUUUUGUUCCAAUACUCCACACAGUUUGUAGAUCGACGCGUCUGACGUCAUUUUUCACGUCACCUAGUCAGCUAGUUUCGCUCACGUACUGGGCUACAGAGGAACACUGUUGUUAGUUUUCUGGUGUUUUUGUGCCAAUUUCAUCACCUAGCACUGUCGUAACAUGAAGUCAUGGAGGAGCGAAAGCUAAAGAGAAAGAGUCCCAGAAACUCCACCAGCACAGUGCCUCCGACUGGAGGUUCUGGGCGGAAGAACAGCGGCACGACCGGCGGGCGGCAGGUCGGUUACAACUCCAACAUGGGGACACAGUCCAGCCAAAAAAGCAAAAGUAGGAAGGGAGGCAGGGACAAACCCAGGUACCAGGCUGGUUCGGGAGGUAAAACCAGUCAGAACCAGAACCAGAACCAGGGCCAGGCAGCGCCCGUCAUUCAGCACUCCUUUCUGACUGACGUCUCAGAUGUACAGGAGAUGGAGAAGGGUCUGCUCAGCCUCCUCAAUGACUUCCACUCAGGGAAACUGCAAGCAUUUGCAGCUCUGCCUGUUUUAUCUGGUCCAGGUAAUGAGUGCUCCAUUGGCCAGAUGGAGCAUGUGAGGGAGAUGCAGGAGAAACUGGCCCAACUGCACUUUGACCUCUACGGUGAUGUGAAUGAAAUCGCCUGUGACACCAACAUGGAGAAGUUACUUCUGAACCUUGAGGAGCUGAGUUCUUCUAUGUAUCCUUCUGACAUUUUACCUUUCACAUGUUCUCAGGACAUGGACCUGACGCCGACUCCUCACUCAGUAAAGCGUUGGCAGCUCCGUGGAACUGACUAUGAGCCACCAAGACCUGCAUCUAGAACCGUCUUCAGCUCCUGGACUCCACUGAAUAACAAGCAGAGCAACCUUCAGUUAUUUGAGGAGAGGACCACCCUGGUGCUGCACUGGUUCCAUCUGUGGACUGACAAACAGAGGAAACACCUGCUGCUGUCUCUGCUCCAGUGCUGCACCAAGUCACAACUCAAGUACUGUAGAGACAUUCUGAUAGAAACGGUUCCUGUCACCAAGGUGGACUUCACCUCUGUCCUGCCCCGGUUCCUCUCUCUGUAUGUGAUGUCCUUCCUCUCUCCCCGUGACCUCUGUGCUGCGGCUCAGGUCAGCUGGCACUGGAUGUUCCUGGCUGAGCAGGACUGUAUCUGGGCGAGCAGGUGCAUUCGAAGAGGCUGGUUCCUUCCUUAUGCUCCAAGAGAAAAGGAAUAUGGAGCUUGGAAGAACCACUACGUCUCCUGCAUGUCCACUUUGGACUGGCUGACUCCCAGGGAAGCAGCUCAGCAAUAUGGACACCUUAUCCAGCAAAGUAUGAAACUGACUGAAGAAGAGGAGGAGAGGAAAGACGGGAGGAGGUUCAGGCAGAUGCUCAGGGAUAAGCUUCAUGAAGAAAAGGGACUUAUUUUAAGGACCAGGAGAGCCUGGGGCAGUUACAAUAAGGGUGGAGGAGGGAGCACCAAAACCCUGAGACCAAACUCUGCGAUGAGUCUAAUGAGUUCAUGGCCUUCUCUGUCCCGACUCAGCCUGGAUGAAGGACAAGUCACAUCUUCUGCUCAGAGCAUUCAGGCCUCAGUCUCCAUCAGUGGAGGUGUGAACAAAGCCUGUGGAGCACUGACCUCCUUUGUCUGCAGCCCUCAGAUGUCUCAGACAGUCCAUCACACAUCACCUGUACUGUUACUAAUGAUCUCCAACAGAAUACCUGCUUAUGAAUUGCUGCUGAGUGGCGUUAAGGCAGAAGUCAUGGUGGUCCUGUAUGAUCACAGAGGGACCCUGAAAGAUCUGGUAACCCAGGUGGAGAGGGCGACUUGUGGGCAGAGUUUUCAGAGGAUAGGUGUCUUAACUCCAGGAGGAACAGAGGAAGUUCAUUUGCUACAAAAUAGUACCAUGUCAGAAAAGACAGUGCUGAACACUGAUCAUCGGGAAUUCUGGGAAAAACUGAGUCGCUGGGUGGCUGGCUCUGAGGACAAGGGAUGGAUUGACAUCUUCUCCCCAUUGGCUGCGUCUGCUUCAGGAGUCACUCUAAUCCAAACUCUGUCCACUCUCACUGGACUGGAGGUUUGUGCCCCCAUGGGUCUGGCAACUGGAAGUUUCCAGAACAUUUUAGGUGAGUGGACAGACAGCAGCAUGUUCACCGGUCAGUGUCAGGAUCACUCAGCAUCUCCAGCCCUUCAGUAUGUGUGGAACAGUGUCCUGCAGAGCUGGUGCACCCAGUCCAGGUGGGUGGAGGAGGCUCUGGAGGAACUGAGGGUCUACCUUGGACUACAGCUGAAGAAGAUCAGCUCCCAGGGCAGAGGCCGAGCGCUAGGGAAUUUUUUGUGGGAGAAAAUUCACCUAGAGGAAAUAUUGGUGUCCAAACAGCUAAGUGAGGCUCUCACUGAGGGACUGACUAUUCUCACUGCACAGAAAGAGACCAGACCCCUGGAGUUUCUUGCAUCAUUUCUGACAGGAUGGAGUGAAAGGAAGGACUCUGAAGAUGGAACCACAAGAGCAGCUGAUUUCUCAUUGCCACUGCCAGCCCCACGGGGAAACCAAUCUGAUCUGCCUCUAACAUUGCUGGACUGGAGAGGUUUGAUUACAAAAGAGCUGCACCACAGUGAAGGCCUUUAUCUGGGGAAGCUGAGCGCUGUCGUAAAGGUCUAUCUGGAGCCUUUAGCAGCUGCUCUAAACUCCAACCGUACCAUUCUCAACUAUGCCGACAUCCAGAUCAUCUUUAACCCUGUGACACAGAUACUGGAGCUCAACAGUGUGUUUCAGGAGGAUCUCCAGACCAGGCUGCAGCAGUGGGGGCCACAGCAGUGUGUUGGAGAUGUGUUUGUGAAACUGUGCUCGCGCCUCAGAGUUUACACCAACUACCUCAACAACUACACCACUGCAUUGUGCACCAUUGACAAGUGUCGGGAGACCAAACCAGCAUUCCGUGCAUUCCUCAAGAGAGUAGACAGAACUCUUACAACACACAUGCUGAGCCUGCAGGAGCUGCUGCUGUGUCCAGUGUGGAGAAUCCAGGAGUAUGUGACUCUCCUUCAAGCUCUGUGUCUACACACACUGGACACUCACCCUGACCACACACACCUCUGCUCUGCCUUAAACACUCUUCUAUGCUACAGGGGCUUUAUACACAAGUUAAAGCGUAACACAGAGAAGGACAGGGUGAUGGAGGAAACACAGCAGAUGAUUCAAGGCUGUCCUAACCUUAGUGAACCAAACAGACAGCUUGUCAUCACUCAAGAUGCUGCUUUACUCAGGAGUCCAGAUGAAAAGAUUCCAGACUCACUCAGGACCUUUGAACAUGUGGCUGAUGUGGGCCUCUUCCUCUUCAAUGAUGCUUUGUUGCUGACGCGGCGAAAUGUGCAUCACAUACCCUUCACAGUGACCAAACGGUGCACACACACUUUCCUGGCAUCUGUGGCCCUCACCAGCCUGACAGUCAGAGAGAUCACACACACCCGCUAUGUUUGCCAUGCCUUUGUCCUGGAGGGUCCUUGUCGCUCCUGGGUCUGUGCCAUGGAAAAAGAAGAGAUGCGAGAUCACUUCCUGUCUGUGUUGCGUUCAACCAUCAACUCUGCUCUAAAUGAACAUCACUGACAGCAUCUUGACAAGACUCCAUCAAGACACAAGGAGGUUUGGACACAACUUCCUACUUAUAAAUUACAUUCUCUCACAAAAAUGACUUUGACCAAUGAACAGCGCCACCUGCAUGUGGUAAAUGGCAUCAUUGUUUUAAAAUUAAUUAAAUAUAUUUUCAGUAUUUAAAAGGAAAUGAUGUGUUGUGAUUCAAUCCCAUCCCAUGUUACCUUAGUAAGCAUCUUUUGCUUCUCUCCAGAAUGUUGUGCAUAUAAAAUGGUACAAUUUAUUAUUACUAUAAAAAUGAGUACGCUCACAGUUUUCUAUUUAUUAAGGCUCCAAAGUACUAGAUUCAAAAAGUAAACUCAAAUACCCUAGAAUGAUUCCUAGAACAUUGGCUGAAUUACACCUAUUGCACUUCUCUGUACUACCUUAAAAUUACUGUGUGAUACAUUCCUUUUAAUUCAUCAUUGAAUUUUUCACAUAAAAAUGUGAUUAUUCAUGAGGAACUGCUUGUUUUGUGUGUUACACCAGGAUUAAUCUGGUAAAAAAAAAUGUUAGUCACUGCCUUGCACAAGUGUUUAGGUCUUUACUUGGCAUUUCAUGCAUCUGUCUUUUCUAAAAUAUACAUAGUUAUAUACAACUGUUGUUUAUUAGUCCAAAUCACACCUUUCGAGGUUUCCACAUUAAAGAGAAAUGCCGUUUUUGUGAACUACGAUCCCAGAGAGGGAAGAAAAAGUUUGUAUCACAGAAGCGAUGUCCAGGUUACUCGAUAUUACAAUAAAUUGCUGUAUUCAGCGCUGCGGUUAAUUUAUCGUAACGUUUCUAUUAUACCGUCAGAUAAUAAUAUGCCGGAACUAUAGUUAAGUGCAACUCAAACGGAACGAAAACAAAGUUACACAACACCCGCGUGUUGUUGCUUGUGUUGCUUUGUUUUCGGUCCCUGGAAGUUGCAGAAAAGAGAAGUGACCACAUGGAGGAAAUAGUAGAAGAAGAGUUAUUUCCUCGAACAUCGCAUUACAUCAGUCUUGUGAGAUUAUUUUGGCUAAAGAGGAAAAUGACCAGGGUGUCGUCGUGAGUGACGGCCUGCCAGCAUUUAAAGUAUGCCGUGAAAAACCGGUGAAAGGAGGAAAUACGUCCAACAUGUUUCAUCAGCUGCGGGACAACCAACAGACAAUGUUCGCCAAAAUAAAGUCUGCGAUUGGCCAGAUUUGGAUUGUUGUUGUGAGCCAGUUGAGUUGGGUUCUGGGGCUUCCCUGCCGUCACGUGACUGUGUGGUGGAGGGGGAGUCUUGCUUCGCUGUCCCAAUUUUGCUGUUGUGCCGUUUGUCCCUUUCGGGGAGCAGUAGCUUUUCGGUUUGGGGAUCUUGGUCGGUCCUGGGCGUCGGAAUGAUUCAAGAGGUAUCUGGAGCAAAAAUAAAUAAAUAAAUAAAAGAGAGAGAAAGAGAAAAAAUACGUUUAUGUAAAAUGCUUUGACUCUGAAAUAUGGCUGUGGCUGAGUUGUUCAGUGGCCCAGUUUUGAGACUAUAGAUUGUGACCAACAGGGGGAGCCAAAUUGUAAAUAUUGGACAAUCAUCUAACGCAGUGCCAUAGUUGAAUAGCAGUACCUAUGAUAAAUAAAUAUAACAAACCAUACAGAGUAUCUACUGUUCAGAGGAUGUUAAUUAGCCUCAGAGUACCAGGGCCAAAAAUCACAAUUUACGUCACAAUGCCUUUACUCAUUAGACAAAGUCAUGGAUUCUUUGAUUAUCUACAUGCCAAUGAGUCUAUACACUGGGUAUGUGUCACAUUUGCCUGUGGCAGCUGUAAGAUAAGGACAGUUGAAUGAAUUGAUGUAAAUGGAAAAUUCUGUGUUGUCUCCGAGGCCAGAAAAACAUUGUACAAGUGCAGAACAAUCACUACAUUUCAUUUUUUCAUAGAAAAAACACAUUAAAUUAUAAAAUUAUUAAAUAGGUUUGGCGUUAGAAAAGAAUAGAUCUGUUUAUUUGUAAGAGGAAUAAAAUUACAUAAAAGAAUAGAACAAGUUCAUGUUUUCCAGGAGGCAGCACUUGUUUUUGCUGGAGAAAACAUAAAAGACAAGCUUGUGUUUUCCAAAAUUCUUUAAACAACCUUCAUGCUUUGUGGUACAGUCAGGUUUAAAUCAGUGUGUUUACAAGAAGCAGUAGCAGCAGCAGCAUCGUGUGCAGACAAUGAGGUCAUAGAUUACAGUACAUCACUUUUGGACUAGUACAGAACCCGUAUCCUGUUUACAGUAAGUGUGAUGCGAUGUUUCCUUAGGUAUGAAGAACACGUCAGCAGCAGUUACGCUGAAAAAAACUAGGCUAUGCUUUGCCAAGAGUACAGUUUUUGAGCAACCUAAUUGUCAUUUUGUUUAUUUAUUUUUUAUAAUAUCAUACCUGAAUUUCUAUGAAAGCUUACCUACACGAUUUGAUAACAAUCAUUUAUUUUUGGCUGCAGUUUUAGUUUGCUCGAUAUGUUUUGUUUUUUUACUAGUUUUUUCUACAUUCCUAGCUUACCUCAAGCUAUUUCUGGAAAUAAACUUUUAUUUCCUACCUCCUACCUAACUUGUCUUAUUAUUUCAUGUUCUUACUUUGAUUUCUACCUUUAGUUUUUGAACUAGAACUUUUAGUUCUUAUUUUGAACUUUGAAAUGUUGGCUAAUUUCUUAGUAGAUUUUCGAUCUCAGUUUUAAAUUUUUACAUAAAUAGAAGUAUUUCCAUGAGUUUUAUCACAAACAGUAACAUAGUUCCCAUUAAAAAAUGUUCUUGGGGAAUUUUUGAUGGGGAGGUUUUGAAAAUUAACCCAAAUCCCCAGUGAACUCUAUCCUCAAAUAUUCAUCUGGAUAUGAAUCAGAACAUUAGUAGGGGCCUGUAUUUCAGCAGAGUUAAUGGGGCAGAAAAUGGGUAUGGGGGCCCAUAGCGUCAUAUGGGGAUUUUGGUUGAUUUUCUUCAUGGAAAAAAAGAGCCCUUAAUGUGCAUGUACAUUUUUUUUUCUCUCAUACAUCAGUGUUGCAGCAGGAGUUCAGCUAAGUACUUCCUCCGCUGUGUUAACAGGGCAAGGCAGUUGCCAUGACGAACAAACACUGGGUUUGUUUUGGUUGCAGAGGGUAAAAGAACACAUUUACAGCAUCCACACAUUCACAUACAGUUCAAAGUCCUUUGUUUAUGCCAGUUUUCCCCCAUCUUCUUUGCUUUACGAUGCCUCAUCACCAUGUGUCUAAAAAUAAGGAAAUACAUCCUCAGCUACACUUCUACUCACACCUUGAAUUUCUAAUGUGCUGUUUGGCUUUUCUUUUUCGAGUUUGCUCUUUUUCUGAAACAUUGUAUUAAAUUAAUUCUGUUUUUUGACUCCAAACUUUUUAACCCCCUCCCCCUGAUGAUUAAAACCUCACUUUCAGCCAACCAAAGCAGUCCUUUAUCCUCCAGAGUGUCACCUAAUCGUCCUUCUGUCAGUCUGGCACAGAUCUGCUUCUCUUUCCUCGCCAGGCUGAGCCAGUUGAGUGCACUUAAAUGGAUGGAUAGGGCGCAGAAAGUGAGUCAGGGUUUAAUUGAGGUCGCAGACAGUGUUUCCCAGCUGCUGGAUGCUUUUCCUCGAGUUUUAAUGAAUAGCAUCUUGUUUUAGCCACUGCAUCAUUUUUGUCACACUCAGACUGGUGUGGAUCCGGUUUCUCCAGCUGCGUUCCUUCCCACUCACUCAAUUUAAUGCUUCGAUUUUAUUGUCUCCUCGUUUGUGGGUUUUAUUUGCAGCAGUUGUCUCCUUCCAUCUUAAUGACACAGAGGUUUGAACUUUUGUAUAAUUACCAUUUUUAUCUUGUUCAACCAUAUUUUUGUACCGUCAUAGUGUAGGGUGAAUUAGUGCGCAUCCAAUGGUGGGUUGUUACCCAAAGAAGUUAUUAAAGAAACUGGAUUAAAUUAGUUUUAGGUAUGGAUAAAAAAAGAGUUAGACUUGGGUUUUCUUUUACUUCAUGAACCUCAGCAAUUUUGUUCUUAAGUAGCUUAUUUAAUAAAUUAACACAAAGCUAGUUAGUGAAAGCCAAAAACUAAAGAAAUCGUACAAAAUAUUAACAGGCUCGAUGUAAGACAAAAAAUAAACAAAAAUAAAUAUUGGAAUAUAUAGAACGAUAUAUUCAAGUAACUAAAAGUUAGCUAAUAUUAACUAAAAUUAGCCUGUUAAAAUAUAUACAUUUUUUAAAAGAAAGAACUAAUAAACCACAAAAAGUCAAGUACCUGACAGUAUGUACAGUACACCUGUACAUUUAUAACAGAUGUUAUACUACAUAUAUUUUAUUAAGACCUCGCCAUAUAGGUUUAUUUUUCUGAGAUUACAAAUACCAAUGUUGCCUAAUGAAGUGGUUUUUUUUUAAGGCUGCAGUGUUUUUACUAAGGACACGUUAACAUUCAGAAACUAUUUAAGAUAUUAAAGCCACAGACAUACACAUGGUGUAUUUAAAACUACAGGAUUGACUCUAAAAUUAUUUUAAAUACAUUAACAGUCUGUUUUUUAAAAGUCCACUGCAGGUCUGUAAUUUUACCAACUUUCAUCUUUUCUAAAUACAAAACUCUGAUCCAAAAGCAACAUCGUGCACCAAAUCUCCAAGGUUUAAAGGUUUAGGGAAGAGUUUCCACUGUAUCAUUGAAGAAAAACAAGCUGCUCAUUCUGGGUCACUGUUUUUUUUCCUUUUUCUUCUACGGCCGAUGAAAAUGAAAAAAACAAAACAAAACAAAACAAAAAAAACAUGACAUCAGCAGGAGAACAUUUGUGAGGACCUUAUGAGUUUGGUGAUAAUAUAAUGGGAUGUUUAUGGUUAAACCUGAUAUGAUUUUAAUUUAUUUAUAGUAAAUUAAACUUCUGAGUGUUAAAUAGUUACUGUGCAUGCAUCAAAAUAUAUAACAAAAAACAAGGCAAACUAAUGAUUUCAAUUGCAUUUUCUUGUAAUUGGUAAUUAAUAUUUCUGACUUUUAAACAACCAACAACAUGCCGGAUUUUAGUGAAAACAAAAUAAGGUUGGCAAGCACUGGAUGACAGACUGAACAAAAACACUUUCUUUUUUGCACACUUUAAUAUUGGGAGAGACAGACAGACAAUGUAAUUGUGAUGCACUUGUGUAAUAUGAAUUGUAUAAAAACUGAUAUAUGAUACAUCAGUGUGAGUAGGCUGACUAUAUGGCACAAAUGUGCCACCUGGAGUACAAUACAGUAAGUGCACAUAAGUUAAAAUCAUACCUGGUGUGGUGUCAAAUAAAGUGUGUUCUUUUUUUCAUGCAGGCAAACAAUGGUUUGACUUAAUCACACA
Molecule: messenger RNA, 8915 nt
Organism: Cynoglossus semilaevis (tongue sole)
Lineage: Eukaryota; Metazoa; Chordata; Actinopteri; Pleuronectiformes; Cynoglossidae
Gene: ect2l
Product: epithelial cell transforming 2 like
Exons: 26
Coding region: 209-3646 (1145 amino acids)
Molecular function (GO): protein binding; guanyl-nucleotide exchange factor activity
Source: RefSeq, a predicted model, not a curated record